AUGAAGUUAAUAGUUGUCGCCGCCUGUCUGUGUAUAUGUUACGCCCACAGUCUACCACCGGAUAAGAAUACACAGGGCCUACACAUUAUCAAGACCCGAAGUAUAGACCUCAACAACGCUCAUGCUUUAACUCUUGAGACGCGGCUGGGCAAAGCUGUGGAGCCCACUGCUUACAACAUAGCUCUGGAACCAUACCUCGAUGAUGCAUUAUUCAACGGCAGAGUUAGUAUUAACAUCACCUGGCUAGAAGAAGCUGACGAGAUAAGCCUACACUGCGCCCAUGACUUGGAGAUCACUAGUAACGAAGUCUAUCUUCAGAAGGGGGAUCAAAUGGAAGAAAUACGAGUGAACGAGAUAAACAUGGACAUGAAGAAGCCAAUUUUGACGAUGCGCUUAGAGAGAGUCGUGCCCAAGGCAUCAGUCGGCUAUCUCGCCUUCACCUUCAAAGGGAAACUGCAAACUAUUUCUAUGGACGGAUUUUUCACAUCCACGUACAAAACUGACCAGGACGAAGAACGAAUAGUAGCCGGGACACAAUUUCGACCGAAUAACGCAAGACGUGUGUUUCCAUGUUUCGACGAGCCUGGUUACAAAACUCCGUUUGAGCUGAGCAUUGUUCGUCCAAAGGAUAUGCUGGCUAUCAGCAAUAUGCCCGUAGCGAGGACUGAAAACAUUACUGAUGAGCCCGGUGCUGUCAGGGACUUCUUUGAAAAGACACCUCCAAUGUCCACUUUUGCCUUGGGUGUCGUGAUCGCACACUUGACCCAACUUGGAAAUACUACGCAUUAUAGAGACGACAAUGGAAAUAAUAUAGAAUUGCGUGUUUGGGGACGACCUGAAUAUUUAACGGCCCUGGAAGGAAUGAACGAGAAACUGAGUCGUGUUUUCAGCGAGGUGGCCAAUUUUUGGCAAGCCCCUUUACCUUUGAAGAAGUUGGACGUUGUCGCGUUACCGAAUUACCAAGGAUUCAAACCUGUGGACAAUUGGGGUCUUAUUGUGUUUAAAGAGAGCGACCUUACAAAUAGAAGAACGUUCCUGUUGGAGCAAGAGAUCACUUACCUCUGGCUGGGUGGACUAACCAGCCCAGCUUGGUGGAGUGAUGCGUACGUCAACAAGGGUCUCGUUGGUUACAUUGCAGCUGAAAUGGCUAUUAAGGCAAGAUUAAAUAACAACAUUUUUAUCAACGACAAAGAUAUAGCGAGACAAUGGCCGAUCACAGUCCUCUACUCGAUUUACUACGAGUUCAGCAAGAGGUAUCCUCACUCCAGGAUCACGGGUCUGAAACAAGAGACGGCGUCCACCAAGAUAGAGCUGCUCUUCCGUGUCUUCAACUACACUCUUGGCUCAGAUACCUUCAGGAAGGGAAUGAGGAUGUUUAUAAGGGAAAAAAUCUUCAAAACCUUCACGGGUGAUGACAUAUGGAAUGCACUGAACAAGGCCGCCCAUGAUGACGAGAAGAUACCAAAAGGCGUGGACAUCAAGACCAUUGCAAUGAGCUGGAUAGAACAAGACAGAUUACCUCUCGUCACGGUUAAUAGGAACUAUGAGAAGAACACAGCUGUGGUUACACAGAAAGUGUUCCUCCGUGAACGCCCUCACGACGUCCCCAAUGCAGAUAAGAUGACAUGGUGGCUUCCCAUUGUGUUGAUACGGGAAGACAAUUUGGACUUUUCCAAGACGACUCCAGUCAUGUGGAUGAAAGAUAAGGAAGCCCAAAUCACUAACACUCCAAGCAAAGACCACUUCAUCAUUGUUAAUCCUGAAGAAAUUGCUCCGUUCCCCGUGAACUAUGAAAAGGACAACUGGAAUCUACUCCUUCAGUAUCUACGGAGUGACAAAAGAACCAACAUACCGGCUCUUACCAGAGCCAAGUUACUCCAUGACGCCUGGAACUUAGCGUAUGCUGGCGAUCUUUCAUUCGCCACUGCACUUAACAUGACUUUAUUCCUGAAAAAUGAAAAGGACCAUUUAGUUUGGGAGCCAGUUUUUACCAUGAUCGAUCAUAUUGGCAGACAUAUUUGUUCCUGUAUUAAGGAUAAGUUUAGGAUCUACGUCCGCACCUUCCUCAGUCCCUUAUACGAAGAGCUGAAAGGAGAGACAGAGGUGGAAAACACAGGAGGAAAGAAUCUUCAGUCCCACAUGAAAUACUUCCUCUGUCAUGCUGGAUACAAACCGUGUAUUGAGGAAGCGAGAGACGCGUAUCAUGUUUGGAUGGAGCAACCCAACCCCGACGAAGGAAAUCCAUUGCCCAACGGUUACAUUUGCCCCGUCUUCAAAUGGGGAACGAAGAAGGAAUGGGAGUUUGGCCUUCAAAGAGUUAUACACUUCCCAUCAUCUAGAACGCCGAGCGAAAGAACUUACCUACUGAAGACGUUAGCUGGUUGUCCUAUAGAAGAAUACAAGAUUAAUAGAAUACUAAAUGUUACCAUAUUGGAAGGAAACGGGAACUUUACCGAGACUGACCUGUUCUUGAUAUUCAGCAUGUUGACUGGUGGGGAACCUGGGUACACGACGUUGUUCCACUUCUUGGAUAACCACUGGGACUUCUUGAAAGAGAAAUUUGCAUCGAAGACAAACCUUUGGGAUAACCUAAUAUUAGCCGCCACAGGAGAAUUCAAAACACAAUCCGGUUUGGACCUAGUGUCCAGGCUGUACGUUACACAUCAGGGGGAGUUCGGUUCAGCUGAGCACAUAAUAGAGAAAUCCAUGAGAAACAUCAGAGAGGAAGUUAAAUGGUCCACAGAGAAUAUUCCGGUCAUUGAGAAAUGGCUCGACCACUAUAUCGCAACUAAUGACGUAAAAGAUGAUAUGUUUGUCAACAAUUAA
Leptosia nina is the source of this 2826-nucleotide messenger RNA. The record is from the annotation of a GenBank genome assembly. Lineage: Eukaryota; Metazoa; Arthropoda; Insecta; Lepidoptera; Pieridae.